GGCGCGGAACGGAGCGGGAGCAGCUGGGCUGAGCGGAGGGGCCCAGAGGGCGCGGCGACUGGAAGAGCGGCGGGGGCCGGGCCGGGCUCGCUGGCGGGCGGGCGACGGGGGCCGAAGCCUGGCGUCAGCGGCAUCCGAGAGGCCCGGGGGCUGUCCCUGUGCUGGCCGCCUCGAGAAGGCCGCGGCGGCCGCGCUCCCCCUUGCCCGGGCCGGCCCCGUGUCCCGGGGCUAGGAUGCGCCCGCUCGUCCCCCGGCACCGGCAGGCAGCUCCCGGCCCGGCCCGUGGCUGAGACACCCCCAACGGCGGCGAGUAUGGCCUCUCAGCUGCAAGUAUUCUCCCCCCCAUCAGUAUCUUCGAGUGCCUUCUGCAGUGCCAAGAAACUGAAAGUGGAGCCCUCUAGCUGGGAUGUUUCAGGACCGAGUAACGGUGACGAGUAUUACAGUCACAGCAAAAACCUCCCAGGUGCUCAAGGGCCAGCCAGCUCCUCUCACCAGGUAGCAAACUUCAGCAUCCCUGCUUAUGACCAGAGCCUCCAUCUCCCUGCUCCUUCAGUUGAGCACAUUGUGGUCACAGCAGCCGACAGCACAGGCAGUGGUGGAACAACGUCGUUCCAAAGCAGCCAGGCCCUAACACACAGGGCUAACAUUGCUUUGCUGGAACCGUACCAAAAAUGUGGAUUAAAAAGGAAAAGUGAGGAAGUUGACAGCAACGGUAGCGUGCAAAUUAUUGAGGAACAUCCACCUCUCAUGCUGCAAAACAGACCUGCGGUGGGUGCUGCGGCCACUACCACCACUGUAACAACGAAAAGCAGUAGUUCCAGUGGCGAAGGGGAUUACCAGCUGGUCCAGCAUGAAAUCCUUUGUUCCAUGACAAACAGCUAUGAAGUCCUGGAGUUCUUGGGCCGAGGGACCUUUGGGCAGGUGGCAAAAUGCUGGAAGCGGAGCACCAAGGAGAUUGUAGCUAUCAAAAUCCUGAAAAACCACCCUUCCUAUGCCAGGCAGGGGCAGAUUGAAGUGAGUAUUCUGUCCCGGCUGAGUAGUGAGAAUGCUGAUGAAUACAACUUUGUCCGCUCUUAUGAGUGUUUUCAACAUAAAAACCACACAUGCCUGGUGUUUGAGAUGCUGGAACAAAACUUGUACGACUUCUUAAAACAAAAUAAGUUUAGCCCCCUGCCUCUGAAAUACAUUCGGCCAAUUUUGCAGCAGGUGGCCACUGCCUUGAUGAAACUGAAAAGUCUGGGUCUAAUACAUGCUGACCUGAAGCCUGAAAACAUCAUGCUAGUUGAUCCUGUACGCCAGCCAUAUAGGGUGAAGGUCAUAGACUUCGGCUCUGCAAGUCAUGUGUCGAAAGCUGUGUGUUCUACUUACUUGCAAUCACGCUAUUAUAGAGCUCCUGAAAUCAUCCUUGGUUUGCCAUUUUGUGAAGCUAUUGAUAUGUGGUCGCUGGGCUGUGUGAUAGCUGAGCUGUUUCUUGGUUGGCCACUGUACCCGGGAGCAUCAGAAUAUGAUCAGAUUCGUUACAUUUCACAAACGCAAGGACUUCCAGCUGAGUACUUACUGAGUGCAGGAACGAAAACAAGCAGGUUUUUUAACAGAGAUCCAAACUUGGGAUACCCAUUGUGGAGACUAAAGACUCCAGAGGAACAUGAAUUAGAGACGGGAAUAAAAUCAAAGGAAGCUCGGAAGUACAUUUUCAACUGUUUGGAUGACAUGGCGCAGGUAAAUAUGUCUACAGAUUUGGAGGGAACAGACAUGUUGGCAGAGAAGGCGGAUCGAAGGGAGUACAUUGAUUUGUUAAAGAAAAUGUUGACAAUUGAUGCAGAUAAGAGAAUUACUCCGCUGAAGACUUUGAACCAUCAGUUUGUGACAAUGAACCAUCUACUGGAUUUCCCACAUAGCAACCAUGUGAAAUCCUGCUUCCAGAACAUGGAGAUAUGCAAGCGAAGAGUGAAUAUGUAUGACACAGUUAAUCAGAUAAAAAGCCCAUUCACAACACAUGUUGCACCGAACACAAGCACAAACCUCACCAUGAGUUUCAACAACCAGCUCAAUACUGUGCACCAUCAGGCUAGUGUGUUGGCUUCAAAUUCUACAGCUGCUGCUACUCUGUCUCUGGCAAAUUCAGAUGUUUCACUGCUGAAUUAUCAGUCGGCUCUCUACCCAUCAUCUGCAGCACCAGUUACGGGUGUGGCGCAGCAGAGUGUUUCCUUACAGCCUGGAACCACUCAGAUCUGCACCCAAACGGAUCCAUUUCAGCAAACUUUCAUUGUGUGUCCUCCUGCUUUUCAAACUGGUCUUCAGGCAACCACAAAGCAUUCUGGCUUCCCUGUUAGGAUGGACAACACUGUUCCAAUUGUGCCACAGGCACCAGCAGCUCAGCCAUUACAGAUCCAGUCCGGAGUUCUCACACAGGGAAGCUGUACACCACUAAUGGUAGCAACUCUUCAUCCUCAAGUAGCCACCAUCACGCCGCAGUAUGCGGUGCCUUUUACUCUGAACUGCGCAGCCGGCCGGCCAGCGCUAGUAGAACAGACGGCUGCAGUACUGCAGGCUUGGCCUGGAGGCACCCAGCAGAUCUUGUUGCCUUCUACCUGGCAACAGCUUCCAGGGGUUGCACUGCACAAUUCUGUUCAGCCUACAGCUGUGAUUCCAGAGACAAUUGGAAGCAACCAGCAGUUGGCCGACUGGAGAAACGCCCAUUCACAUGGAAAUCAAUACAGCACAAUCAUGCAGCAGCCAUCUUUGCUGACCAACCAUGUGACUCUGGCUACAACCCAGCCUUUGAAUGUUGGAGUGGCUCAUGUUGUGAGGCAGCAGCAAAAUAAUGUCGUGCCAGCAAAGAAGAACAAACAGCCAUCUCAUAGUGCCACAAAGCCUGCAUCUACACUAGAGGCAAUUCCAUCUCAAGUCUACUCUCUAAUUGGGAGCAGCCCUCUGCGUGCCACAUCUUCCUCCUCCAAUGCUUUCCUUCCGGGGCAGGAGCAGCACCAGCCCAUAGUCAUUCCAGACACUCCCAGCCCCCCAGUCAGCGUAAUCACCAUCCGCAGUGACACUGAUGAAGAGGAGGACAACAAAUACAAGCCUGCAAGCUUGGGCUUGAAGCAGAGAUCCAAUGUCAUCAGCUACGUUACCGUUAACGACUCCCCUGAUUCAGAUUCCUCGCUGAAUAGCCCCUAUGCAUCGAAUGCGCUUUCCACGCUCAGGAGCUCCGGGGGAACUCUAGAGCCAAGCCGAGGGGCAGCUGAAAGCUCCAACUCCCGCACCAUUAUUGUGCCUCUCAAAACACAGCUCAGUGACUGUAUCGUAGCCACCCAAGCCUCAGGUGUCCUGAGUAGCCUGAGCAAGACCAAGCCAGUGGCAUCUGUAAGUGGACAAGCAUCAGGGUGCUGUAUCACGCCAACAGGAUACCGGCAACACCGGGUGGUGACAAAUGGUGUACAGCCGCUCAACCUUAGCCAGAACCAGCAAGGAACUGUCCUGGCUUCACAAGAGAGAAGUGGAAACCCAGCUCCACGGAGACAACAGGCCUAUGUCGCUCCCCUGCCAACAACGAUCGCUCAGGCUCCCUACAGCUUCCAGCAUAGUAGCCCAGUGCACCCCCACUUGGCAGCAGCAACGGCGAGCCAGCCUCACAUGUACACCUACGCACCCACUACUGCGGCCACUCUGGGCUCCACCAACUCCAUCGCGCAUCUCUUUUCCCCUCAGGGCUCUUCCCGGCACACCACAUACACAACCCACCCGAGCACUCUUGUGCACCAGGUCCCAGUCAGUGUGGGGCCCAGCUUGCUAACCUCUGCCAAUGUAGCACCUGCUCAGUAUCAGCAUCAGUUUGCCACCCAAUCCUAUAUUGGUGCUUCCAGAGGAUCUGCUAUUUACACUGGAUAUCCACUGAGUCCUACCAAGAUUAAUCAGUACUCUUACUUGUAGCUCUUGGGCAGGGAUUAAUGGUAAUUGUUUUCAACUUGAUCGUAGAAGUGAUGAGAUCUGCAGUGGGUUUUGCAAUAUUCUAACAGCUCCACAACAGGAACAUCUGCAGAAUCGGAGGAGAAUAAUGGGACCACCUUCCUCUUGUUGACAAUUCUCUGUAUGCUGUCUAGAGUCGGGUUGUCACUUGGUGGAGCCCUGCUGUUUGGGGGAAAGCUCAGGUAAACACCGGGCAGAACCUUUUGAGUCAUAUUCACA
Molecule: messenger RNA, 4185 nt
Organism: Podarcis raffonei (Aeolian wall lizard)
Lineage: Eukaryota; Metazoa; Chordata; Lepidosauria; Squamata; Lacertidae
Gene: HIPK1
Product: homeodomain interacting protein kinase 1
Exons: 16
Coding region: 313-3930 (1205 amino acids)
Biological process (GO): peptidyl-threonine phosphorylation; smoothened signaling pathway; intrinsic apoptotic signaling pathway in response to DNA damage by p53 class mediator
Cellular component (GO): cytoplasm; PML body; nucleus
Molecular function (GO): ATP binding; protein serine/threonine kinase activity; protein tyrosine kinase activity
Source: RefSeq, a predicted model, not a curated record